AAAGUUUUGGUACUUUGCCAGGCAACUCCGAUGGCCCUUGAUCUUCAUGCCAGCAUUGUCUACAAUUCGCAUUAUCAGACUCAUCUUUCGAAGGUACCACGGCUUCUAGCUUGCUUGCCACCGUUUCGGUCUGCAUCACUUUCGACGGGAGGACGUGUGAUUUGCACUAAUGUUGGUCUUUGGGUCGGCUCACGCGUCUGCCUGCAAACGACACUCCAUUCGUUGGAUCCAGACAGUCCCUGCUUAUCCGGUGAUUUUGGUUAA
Protopolystoma xenopodis is the source of this 264-nucleotide messenger RNA. NCBI's taxonomy places the organism in Eukaryota, Metazoa, Platyhelminthes, Monogenea, Polystomatidea, Polystomatidae. The record is from the annotation of a GenBank genome assembly.